Cornus florida is the source of this 1057-nucleotide messenger RNA. Its product is annotated as large ribosomal subunit protein uL5c. Gene Ontology annotation, biological process: translation. The coding region runs from base 79 to 882 and encodes 267 amino acids. NCBI's taxonomy places the organism in Eukaryota, Viridiplantae, Streptophyta, Magnoliopsida, Cornales, Cornaceae. Gene Ontology annotation, molecular function: structural constituent of ribosome; RNA binding. The transcript has 3 exons. Gene Ontology annotation, cellular component: cytosolic large ribosomal subunit; ribosome. The record is from RefSeq and is a predicted model, not a curated record.
AUUUUCCUGACCAACUACCUCGAACCUCUCUCUAUACCAAGCCUUAGCAGCACCAAAGACACCACAGAGUGACCUCCAAUGGCGUCUCCCGCGCUUUUGCACUGCACUGCCUCUUCGUUUCACAGUCCAUUCCCUGCAAUUUCAACGAGAACUCCGGUACAGUUAGCCCACGUAAACCCUAGGAAUCGAUACGGUGGCGGCCUCUCGGUGAAGGCUAGUUCUGGGGUAGUUCUGGUGGAGAAAACUGAGUCAGAGAAGGUGAAUCGCCUCAAAACAGCGUAUCUCGAAAAGAUCGUUCCGUUGCUCAAAGAAGAAUUCUCUUAUACCAACAUUCACCAGGUUCCGAAGGUUGAGAAGAUUGUGGUGAACUGUGGUAUGGGAGAUGCUGCGCAGAACGCGAAGGGGUUGGAUGCAGCAGUGAAUGAUUUAGCCCUCAUUACAGGCCAGAGGCCUGUGAAGACACGAGCAAGGAAUGCCAUUGCCACCUUCAAACUCAGAGAAGGUCAACCAAUUGGGAUUGCCGUAACUCUCAGAGGAUAUAUGAUGUAUUCAUUUCUGGAUCGGCUGAUUAAUUUGGGGCUUCCUAGGACAAGGGACUUCCAAGGUGUAAAUCCAAACAGUUUCGAUGGGCAUGGAAAUUACAGCAUUGGGUUCAAAGAACAGAGUGUUUUCCCUGAGCUAAGCUAUGAUGCACUUGGUAAGCCAAGAGGAAUGGAUGUUUGCAUUACAACAACAGCUAAAACGGAUAAAGAAGCUCACAAACUAUUGGCUCUCAUGGGAAUGCCGUUUAGAGAGGGUGGAGGUUCCACAGCUAUGGUGCGCAAGAAGAAGCUGAAGGCUCAUCAUUUUGAUUCAAAAUCAAGGGGAAGGGCACGUAGAUAGGAGUUAUCCUUGUGAGAGACCAAGAUUCCUUAAGCCUUUUUUUUUUUUGUAAUUGCAGUUUAGUGUUUUGCAGAUUAAUUGUAUGGUGGAAACAAAUUGAUUGCUCGAUAGACAUGCAGUUACACUUCCAUUAUGUCUGAUAUUAAUCACAUGUAUCAUUCCAUUUAUGCGUGCA